UUGGAGCAGCAAUUGCUUUUCAGACCUCGAAUCCUAUUUCAGUAUAGGCCUCUCCUUCCCCUCUCCACCUCCUUUAGUGGGAAUCUCAGACUUUGUGUCGGGAUGCUGCCCUUGGUAGACCAUCUCCUGAAACUUUUGCAUUUGGAAAAUACACCAUUCCGGGUCUAUGCAGUCACAGCCCUGCUCUUCCUUUUCCUCCUCUUUAUCAGUCGCACAAUACUAAAGGUGGUGAGCUUCUUCUAUGCUUACAGCGUCAAUGUAUGGAGGCUCCGCUGUUUCCCAGAGCCCCCAAGACGUAGCUGGCUUUUUGGACAUUUGGGAAUGUUUCUCCCGAAUGAAGAAGGAAUGAAAGAAGUUGACGAUUUAAUCAUAAAGAGCGGAAAGUCCUGCAAAGUCUGGAUGGGUCCUAUGAUAAGUAUAAUAUCUCUGGUCCAUCCAGAAACCAUCAAACCUAUGCUUGCAGCCUCAGCCUCCAUUGCUCCUAAAGAUGAUCUAUUUUAUGGAUUUUUGAGGCCCUGGCUUGGAGAUGGACUUUUACUCAGUCGAGGAGAGAAAUGGGGAAAGCAUCGUCGGCUGCUGACACCUGCUUUCCACUUUGAUAUCCUAAAGAACUAUGUGAAAAUCUUCAGCAAGAGUGCAGAUAUUAUGCAUGCAAAGUGGAGAAAAUUGGCUGCAAAUUGUCCCGUAUCGUUGGACAUGUUUGAGCAUAUCAGUCUUAUGACGUUGGACUCUCUACUGAAAUGUACUUUCAGCUAUGACAGUGGUUGCCAAGAGAAGUCCAGUGAUUACAUUGCUGCAAUUUAUGAGUUGAGUGCGUUGGUGGCACACCGUUAUCAGUAUCCACCCCAUCACAUUGACUUCAUAUAUCAUCUCUCUUCCAAUGGACAGAGGUUCCGUCAGGCUUGCAAUAUCGUGCAUGGCUUCACAGCGGGAGUUGUACAGCAGAGGAAGGAAGCCCUACAAGAUAAAGGGGUGGCUGGAUGGAUUAGGUCCAAGCAAGGGAAAACCAAAGACUUCAUUGACAUAUUGUUACUUUCACAGGAUGAGGAUGGAAGUCAGCUGUCUGAUCAGGAGAUGAGAGAUGAAGUGGACACCUUUAUGUUUGAAGGACAUGACACCACAGCUAGUGGCUUAUCUUGGAUACUGUAUAAUUUGGCCUGUCACCCAGAAUAUCAAGAGAAAUGCAGGGAGGAGAUUAGAGGGCUAAUCAGAGGGGAAGACACUGAAGAACUGGACUGGGAUAAUUUAUCUCAUUUGCCUUUUACCACCAUGUGCAUAAAAGAAAGUCUAAGACUACACCCUCCUGUAACAAUAGUUUCCAGACGUUGUACUGAGGACAUCAAAUUGCCAGAUGGCAAAGUCAUUCCAAAAGGUAACAUCUGUCUAAUCAGUAUCUAUGGAACCCAUUACAACCCUUUAGUCUGGCCUAAUCCAGAAGUAUAUGAUCCAUACCGUUUUAAUCCAGAGAAUUCUAAAGACAGAUCUUCACAUGCAUUUAUUCCAUUCUCUGCUGGUCACAGGAACUGCAUUGGACAGAACUUUGCCAUGUCCGAGAUGAAGGUUGUGCUGGCUCUUACUCUACUCCGUUUCAAAGUGAGCAUCGAUGAAACGAAGGCAGUACGAAGGAAGCCGGAGCUAAUCUUACGUGCAGAGAAUGGACUGUGGCUGCAGGUGGAGGAAUUGAAACCAUGAUAAUGUAUCAACGGACGAAUCAUUGGAGACACUUAAAGCAUCUCUAGCCCCUCUUAUAUCUCC
This is a messenger RNA of Pelobates fuscus (common spadefoot toad), 1755 nucleotides long. Its product is annotated as ultra-long-chain fatty acid omega-hydroxylase-like. The transcript has 14 exons. The record is from RefSeq and is a predicted model, not a curated record. Gene Ontology annotation, molecular function: oxidoreductase activity, acting on paired donors, with incorporation or reduction of molecular oxygen; monooxygenase activity; iron ion binding. Bases 103 to 1692 code for a protein of 529 amino acids. Lineage: Eukaryota; Metazoa; Chordata; Amphibia; Anura; Pelobatidae.